AUGAGUAGUACUUCACCACAACCAAUUCCUCGUCUUUCACAUCCUACGAGUUAUCAUUUACAACAAACUCAAUUAAGGCAACAACAACAACAAACUCAAUUAAGGCAUCAACAAAAAGCUAUUGCUGUAAACGAUGGGGCUCCUAACGUUGUAGCUCCUAACGAUGGAGCUCUUAACAACGGAUCUCUUCCAACUCCAAACAACUCUUUCAACAACGGUUCUACAAUAGACCCUACUCUUAUAACAGCAGGUCAGCAGCUACAUCAACCUUCUUACAACGGAGCUACAAACGUAAUAAAACAAGAAUCUACCGAUAUUCAACAAACUGAAAUGGACUUCGAUCAUCCUCAGCAGUUCCUAUCACCGCAAUCAGAUUCUCCACUAGGAUCGCCUACAAAUCUCGAUGCUGAAGAGUUUGGUCAACCCUUCAAUCCUCAAGGUCAUAUAGAAAUUCUAGAAAUUCCUUCGCCUUACCACGCCGAUUCACCUCAUAACAGUUACAAUUCUCAAACGAGUAUGUCUUUACCGGUUCAAUUUGCUGCUAAUAAUAAUGAAUGGUUUAAUCCAAAUUUUGAAACAGGUUCUUCUUAUCCAUUGUUAUAUUCUACUACUACCCCUGAAAUGAAUUAUUUGUCUACUAUCAUGGAUCCAGAUGUGGGGGAUGGUGGUGCACAAAAGGCUGCAAUGUUAAGUGAAAAGAAACGCCGUAGAAGAGAAUCACAUAAUGCUGAUAAUAUUAAUGAGCAAAUUCAGGAACUUUCUAGGUUACUUCCAGAUGUAUUUAUGGAUUCUUCUAAUAAACCCAACAAAGGUCUGAUUCUAAGAAAAUCUGUUGAUUAUAUAAAACAUCUUAAAAAUACUGUAGACGUACAAAGUAAUCAAAUGGUAAAAUUAGAAUCAAAAUUUAAACAAUUAGAAACUAGUGAUACAUCUUCAUUCUCAUUUGUUAGUAAAAAUAUUAGCAAUAUUAACAAUAGUAAUAAUGAUAAUAAAUAA
Entrophospora sp. SA101 is the source of this 996-nucleotide messenger RNA. The record is from the annotation of a GenBank genome assembly. Lineage: Eukaryota; Fungi; Glomeromycota; Glomeromycetes; Entrophosporales; Entrophosporaceae.